Leptosia nina is the source of this 885-nucleotide messenger RNA. NCBI's taxonomy places the organism in Eukaryota, Metazoa, Arthropoda, Insecta, Lepidoptera, Pieridae. The record is from the annotation of a GenBank genome assembly.
AUGGGUUCUCGUCAAAUAACUGAAAAAGCCUUAACUAUGUUAAGAUCCCUACCGCGGGUGUCAUUGGGUAACAUUCGGGACAAUCCAGGAUAUAAAAAAAACCCUAAACGCGGCCGUGGACAGCAUGGUGGUGACAAACACGGCGCUGGAAACAAGGGAUCUGGCCAGAGACAAAAUUAUAUGCGUCUCGGUUAUGAAACUGGAAAUAACCCAUUUUACUUGAGAAUGCCACAUGAACACUACUAUAAAGGCCAUCAUCUCCGAAGACAAUAUCCACCUUUCUCAUUACAUGAAUUACAGCUGAUAAUUGAUAAGGAUCGUUUGGAUAUUUCAAAACCUAUUGAUAUAGCUUCAAUAGUGAAAAGUGGAAUGUAUAAUUUUACCCCAGAUGAGAAACACUUUGGAAUUAAUUUAACUGAUGUAGGUGCAGAUUGUUUUGCUGCCAAAAUAAAUAUUGAAGUUCAAUGGGCAAGUGAACAGGUCAUAGCUGCUAUAGAAAAAAUGGGGGGGGUAAUAACAACUGCUUAUUAUGAUCCUCAUAGUUUGUAUCUCCUCAGAGACCCAAAAAAAUUUUUUGAAAGUGGACAGUCCAUACCAAGAAGAAUGAUUCCCCCACCAGAUGCCAUAGAAUACUAUACUAGUGCUAAGUCUAGGGGAUAUUUAGCUGAUCCUGAAGAGAUAUCAAAAGACAGGUUGAGAUUGGCACAAAAGUAUGGGUAUGAAUUACAUGUUUUAGAAGAUGAUCCAAAUUAUGAAAUGCUUUGUGAACGCAAGGACCCAAGACAAAUAUUUUAUGGCCUAGAACCAGGCUGGGUGAUUAACUUGAAAGAUCAAUGUAUACUUAAGCCAAAGGAUUCAGAAUUACAAAGAUUCUUUGCCUCUUAA